AUCCAGUGCAAAGUUCGCGUUCCUCGAGGGGCAUCGAUAAGGAACUGUGCAGGAGCAGAGAGAGAGAGAGAGAGAGAGAGAGAGAGAGGGGAGCCUACAGAUGACGUCACCUGCAGCGCCGAGUGACUCGCAAGAAAGCUGCAUGGAAACUUGAGGAAGAAUAGUUCUGCAGAAAACUUUUUCUUUGUCAACGAUACAGCCGCUGCGGCAGCGAUGCACUCCCUCGUGAGACACGCGCUGCGCCUGCACCCGCACCCGCGCGCCGUCGGGGGGACGCUCGUGAAGAACGUGUGCGGCGCCGCGCACCUCCCGGGGACGCGCGGGGCCCCGCGGCGCUGCAGGGGCCACGCGUCCGCCGCCGCCGACGCCGCCGCCGACGGCGCGUACGUCCGAGCCUUCGCCGCGGCGCGGGACCAGCCCGACCGAUUCUGGGCCGAGGUGGGACGCGACGUCGACUGGUUCGAGCCGUGGAGCGCGACUUUGCGCGCCGAGGACCCGGUGUUCCCGAACUGGUUCGUCGGAGGGAAGCUGAACAUGUGCCACAACGCCGUGGACCGUCACGUGGAGAGCGGCCGCGGAGAGCAGCCCGCCAUCAUCUACGACAGCCCGGUGACUGGAACCAAACAGAUCAUCACCUUCAGGGAACUUCAGGACCAGGUGUCCAGGUUGGCGGGCGUCCUGGUGAAGAACGGGGUGCGCAAGGGAGACCUGGUGGUCAUCUACAUGCCGAUGGUGCCGCAGGCCAUGUUCACCAUGCUGGCCUGCGCGCGGAUCGGUGCGCCGCACAGCCUCAUCUUCGGCGGCUUCGCCCCCAAGGAGCUCUCCGUCCGCAUCGAUCACGCCAAGCCCAAGCUGAUGGUCACGUCGUCGUUCGGCAUCGAGCCCGGCCGGCGGGUGGACUACAUCCCCCUGGUGGAGAGGGCCUUGGAGCUGAGCUCGCACAGGCCCUCCAAGGUGCUCAUCUACAACAGGCCUAACAUGGAGCACGUGUCGGUGAGUCCCGAGUUGAACCUCGACUGGGAGGAGGAGAUGGCCACCGCUCGGCCGCACGACUGUGUUUCCCUUCCCUCCAACCACCCUCUCUAUGUCCUCUACACCUCCGGCACCACGGGAACACCGAAGGGCGUCGUGCGAGACACUGCGGGCUACGCUGCCAUGCUGAAGUGGACCAUGUCAAACAUCUAUGGACUCAGUCCCGGAGAUGUUUGGUGGGCAGCGUCGGACCUCGGCUGGGUGGUGGGACAUUCCUACAUCUGCUAUGGCCCUCUGCUCCAUGGCAACAGCACAAUUCUCUACGAGGGUAAACCCGUGGGGACUCCGGACCCCGGAGCGUUCUUCCGUGUGCUGUCGGAACACGGAGCCGCCUCCAUGUUCACAGCGCCCACCGCCAUCAGAGCCAUCCGCCAGCAGGACCCAGGAGCCGAACUGGGGAAGAAAUUCCCCCUGACCAGGUUGCGCUCGUUGUUCCUGGCAGGAGAGCGCUGCGACGUGGAGACGCUGGAGUGGGCAAAGAGGAGCUUCGGCGUUCCCAUCCUGGACCACUGGUGGCAGACCGAGACCGGCUCGGCCAUCACCUCCACAUGUAUCGGCCUGGGGAACUCGCUCACGCCACCUGCAGGCCAGGCUGGGAAACCUGUUCCAGGCUACAACGUCACCGUGAUCGAUGAUGACAUGCGGGAGGUGAAGCCGGGAACCCUGGGAAAUAUAGUGGUGCGAACUCCUUUACCACCCGGUGCCGCGUUGUCCCUCUGGCAGAACCAGAAUCUGUUCAGGGAGCUUUAUUUCACCAAGUUCCCCGGUUACUACGACACCAUGGAUGCAGGUUUUGUGAACGAGGAGGGCUUCCUGUACAUCAUGUCCCGCUCGGAUGACGUCAUCAACGUGGCCGGUCACAGGCUGUCCGCUGGAGCUCUGGAGGAGGCUGUGCUGCAGCACCCUGCGGUGGGGGACUGCGCCGUGGUGGGACUGGAUGACACGCUGAAGGGUCACGUUCCCUUGGCCCUGUGCGUGCUCCAGAAAGGUGUGCAGAGAAACGAGGAGGAGAUCAUAAGCGAGAUGGUGAAGCUGGUGAGGGAAAACAUCGGCCCCGUCGCCGCCUUCAGGAGAGUGCUCUUCGUCCGGGGUCUGCCGAAGACGCGCUCCGGCAAGAUCCCUCGCUCCUCCUUGGCCAACCUGGUCAACGGCAAGCCCUACAAGAUCACUCCGACCAUCGAGGACCCAGGCGUGUUCGCGGACAUCGAGAGGCAGGUGGAAAAAGCCCUGAGGCCUCGCGGAGCCUGAGCUCACCGGCGGGACGGCGACGGAGAAGUGGGAGGUCAGAUGGGCGUGGGCGUGGGCGUGGGCGUCGCGAGGUCGCUGCCUCUGUAACGCCGCCGCGCACACUAACUGAAGUUAGUGACGCGUCGUCUUCUCAGAGUCAGAGUGACAUGAGCAAAACGUAUCAAUGUUUCAUUUGUAAUCUAGAAAUUAACUCUUAUGUAAUCUGAUUAAUGUGAAGCAAAUAGUUUUUUUAUUCUAACAAAUAGAAGCAAGGCACAAGUCCUGUUUACAUUAUGAGCCUUUUUAAUUAUGAAUGAAAAACGAUGGACGACUCGCAUUCACUGACAGUUUUUGUUUUUAUUGACAAUGAAAAUCUGUUUGCUCACCACUUAGUUUUUGACCAAAGUACAAGAAGUAAUAAAUAAAAAAUUAAAAAAGAAAACCUGA
Scophthalmus maximus (turbot) is the source of this 2706-nucleotide messenger RNA. It is a transcript of the gene acss3, whose product is annotated as acyl-CoA synthetase short chain family member 3. NCBI's taxonomy places the organism in Eukaryota, Metazoa, Chordata, Actinopteri, Pleuronectiformes, Scophthalmidae. The record is from RefSeq and is a predicted model, not a curated record. The coding region runs from base 214 to 2280 and encodes 688 amino acids. The transcript has 16 exons.